Morchella sextelata is the source of this 1296-nucleotide messenger RNA. RefSeq lists its product as uncharacterized. The record is from RefSeq and is a predicted model, not a curated record. Bases 1 to 1296 code for a protein of 431 amino acids. Lineage: Eukaryota; Fungi; Ascomycota; Pezizomycetes; Pezizales; Morchellaceae. The transcript has 5 exons.
AUGGCAGAUGACGGUCAAACAAUAUUGAGCAGAAAGCGCACAUACGAAGAGCGAAACUCACCCGGACCCGAGGACAAUACGUCUAAGCUCAAGCGGGUUUGUUCGAUUACCGAGCCAGGGUCCUCCUCCGAGGAGGGCGUCACAGGAAAUGAGUCAUGGCCAGCAUCUUCGGCUCCAGCUAUGUCGACGGCAAAGCCAAGGUCGAAGUUAACAUGCUUCCGGAUCAGUGGCAUUCCCGUAAAAUGGAAUAAGGAUGACCUACUUCUCGCCCUCAGGAGCUUUGAUCCUGAUUUCAAUGACGCUCGCAAGCUCUCACUCUUUCCAGCUUGCAGCGGUCGUACUCAGACAGCUCUACUUCGACUAGAUCCGCUCAUGUGUUCUGAAUACUUUCGGCGCAUCGACUCCACGCAGGAGCAAUACGAGUUGAUUGAGGGUGAUCCUGAUAUUUAUCUAGUUAUUGACAAGCACCUCCUUGGUUUAACACCUCUCAACACUCCCGGUGACGAUGCUAUUGUAGACGUGGUAGCAGUAACAGGUCUAGCCGGCCAUGCUUUUGGAUCCUGGUGUAGUCGAAAGACUGGUUGCAUGUGGUUACAGGAUCUUCUACCGACUGAUCUUGAUAAUAUGCGGGUCAUGACCUAUGGUUAUAACUCUAGUCUGACCAGAGAUAUAGUCAACCACACCUUUGUUGAUUAUAGAAGAAGCUUCAUACGUGCAUUGAUGGACGCGAGGAGUGAAAAUGAGUCGAGGCCGAUUAUAUUCAUUGGGCAUAGUAUGGGUGGGAUCUUAAUUCUCCAAGUACUCCUCCAAGCCAAGGCAGGAACUCAGUACAGAUGUUUGUUUGAUUCCACGAGGGCCAUCAGCUUCUUCGCAACUCCACAUCAAGGCCUUCAUGUCAAAGAGCUCCUGGAAAUGGUGCACGAUACAGCAUCCGGACCGACGUCUAAGAUCGAAUUCAUCAAACAGCUUAAAGAAGGCUCGAGCUUUCUCGAUAGUCAACGGGAGGAUAUCAGCAGUCUUUGGGAGUCCUCAUCCGAUAUUGAAAUUGCUACGUUCUAUGAAACCAAGAAGACGCCGACUAGUUCCUCGGACGCUUGGACUAGAGAUGGCGAGAAUGUUCAGAUGGUAAAUCGAAACUCUGCAAUGCUCUUUUGGCCGUUUGAACACAGGAUCCCCGUCGAAUCCGAUCAUACAGAUAUUGUGAAGUUCCCUGCGCGGGGAAAUAGUACAUACGGUUCGGUUGUAGCCCAUAUGACUAAAUGCAUGAAGCGUCUCAAAGAUGCUAGUGGUGAGUAG